AUGAUGAAUAUUUCAAAGUGUAGUUAUUGUUAAAAAGUUCCUGAUGACAUCCUAAUGUUAACAUGUAAUCAUGACCUUUGUUUGGAUUGUGCUGCAAAAUCAUUUUCAACUUAACAAGCAAAAAAGAACAAAAAAGUAUAAUAGUUUGAAAAUAUUAUAAAGUUUUUUGUAUGUGAUAUUUGUUAGUUGAAAACUGAAUUAGAUUCUAAUAGUGUUUAUGAAUUAGAGAAAAUUCAUUUAGCAUAAACAUUAUAAGAUAGAUCUAAUAGAAAACCUGUUCUUGUAUAAAAAAACAAUAUUAGUUCUGAAAAGUAAGUGAAGUCUAAAUCCUAAACUCGAUAAGAUAAUAAAGAGAAUUAAAAAGAAAAGACUAUAAAAUUUGCAAUAUAGAAUCCAGAAGCAAAAUCAUCGUUUCAUUUAUCAUAACGACAAAUGAGUAAACAUUAAAGUGAAAAUUCAUUUAUUCAACAUUCAAGAGAAUAAUGUUUUGAUCAUCCUGAAGAAGAUGUUUCUUAUUUUUGUUUUGAUUGUAAUAGUAGAUGUAUAUGUCCUGAAUGUAUAAUUCAUGGAAUUCAUAAAAAUCAUGAGGUUAAAACAAUAAAGAAAUCAUAUCCAUUAAUUAGAAAACAAUUAGAAAAUUAAAUUGAAUAAAAUGAAUAAUAAAUAACUUAGAUAGAGAAUUAAAGAUAAGAUUUAGAAAAAAAGUAAGUUCAAUAAACCUCAAUUUAAGAGCACAUGAGACUUUAAAUAGCAUAAGAAUUUUAAGUAAUUUUAGAUUUACAAUUAGGUUUUACAUUAAUUAUUGAAUAAUAAAUAAAAUGAAUUAUUAGAUAAAGUUUGUAAUCUUCCUUCAAUAAUAGAUUAAUAAGAGAAUUAUAUUAAUAGAUUAAAUGAUAUUCAAAUAAAACUUUAAAACCUAAAUGAUAAAAUUUAUUAGAUAAUUGAAUAAAAGAGUGAAAUUGAGUUACUCAAUUAUUAUGGAUAUAUAUAGACUUAAACUACUCCUUAAAUUCCAUCAUCUCCUAAUAUUAAAAUAAUCUAAUUAUCAAAUUUAAUUUUCUCAUAAAUUAAUGAUGCUAAAAAAAUGA
Molecule: messenger RNA, 1088 nt
Organism: Paramecium primaurelia
Lineage: Eukaryota; Ciliophora; Oligohymenophorea; Peniculida; Parameciidae
Source: the annotation of a GenBank genome assembly